ACGGGCCGCUGAUUGGACAGAAGUAUGUUGCGAAUGGCGGAGUCGCUGAGGCGGGUGCUGAACCUGGGCAGCUCGGCAGAAUCCGAGGAGGAGAACACAGCUGAGGCUGGGCCGCCCUUGCUGCUGCUCGGCGGUCCAGGGUCUGGAAAGACGGCGCUGCUAUUUGCGGCGGCCCUGGAAGCGGCAGGAGAGGGCCGAGGCCCCGUCCUCUUCCUCACCCGGAGGCCUCUUCAAAGCCUGCCCCGCGGGAGAGGAGCAGCGCUCGACCCCCUGCGGCUACAGAAGAUUCGCUUCCAGUACCCACCGUCAACCCAUGAACUCCUUCAGCUUCUGUGCUCUGCCCAUGAGGCCCGGGGCCCAGCGCCCUCCCUCCUGCUGCUGGAUGGCCUGGAGGAGUACCUAGUGGAAGACUGGGGGCCCCAGGAAGCGGCCUACUUGGCUGCCCUGCUUCUAGACACAGCUGCCCACUUCAGCCACCAGAUUGGGCCUGGCCAGGGCUGUGGGCUCAUUGUGGCCCUCCAGAUCCAGGAAGAGGGAGACAGUGGGGAUGCCCUGCAGCUGUCGCUGCUCCAGCGGUAUUUCCCUGCCCAGUGCUGGCUGCAGGUGGAUACACCAGGCCCCGGACAGCGCUGCCUCCGAGCCUGCCUGGAUCCAGGUGGGCUGGGCCCUAGAGCAGAGUGGUGGGUGGCUUUCCGACCAGAUGGAGAGAUGACAAUCACCCCACGGCCUGCCCAGGCUGGUAACCCCAGCUCAGACAAAGGUUCAAGUUCUGAAGGCCAGCCUUGAGUUUUGGUGUGUGACAACCUUUCUGCCUCAGUUUCCCAUGGCCGGAAUACUUACUUCAGGAACAUGUGCAAAUUCAAAGACCUAAAGAAUAUAAAGUGCUUUUUCUUUUUUGAAAAAUAGCAUUAUCAUGUACCUUUUAUGCCCAAUCAACAUACUGUUUUGCUGUUUUGAACUUUAUAAAAUUUUCAUGAUAAAUGUAAUCUUCUGAGA
Zalophus californianus (California sea lion) is the source of this 996-nucleotide messenger RNA. RefSeq names its product SWIM-type zinc finger 7 associated protein 1 (gene SWSAP1). The transcript has 2 exons. Lineage: Eukaryota; Metazoa; Chordata; Mammalia; Carnivora; Otariidae. The coding region runs from base 25 to 786 and encodes 253 amino acids. Gene Ontology annotation, biological process: double-strand break repair via homologous recombination. Gene Ontology annotation, cellular component: Shu complex. The record is from RefSeq and is a predicted model, not a curated record. Gene Ontology annotation, molecular function: single-stranded DNA binding.